Seriola dumerili (greater amberjack) is the source of this 1903-nucleotide messenger RNA. It is a transcript of the gene slc23a4, whose product is annotated as solute carrier family 23 member 1-like. Bases 1 to 1902 code for a protein of 633 amino acids. The transcript has 13 exons. Gene Ontology annotation, molecular function: transmembrane transporter activity. Gene Ontology annotation, cellular component: membrane. Gene Ontology annotation, biological process: transmembrane transport. The record is from RefSeq and is a predicted model, not a curated record. Lineage: Eukaryota; Metazoa; Chordata; Actinopteri; Carangiformes; Carangidae.
AUGGCUCCAGAAAAGGAAAGUAAUGGCCUUGAUAACUAUGCAUUUGCACUUGAAGGACGCUUCUGUGAUCUACCUGACAAAAAAAAUGGAGGAGAACUGAACUCCCUCACGGAUGGAGACAACAACAAGCUUGCGUAUUGUGUAACAGAUGUUCCUCCUUGGUACCUGUGCAUCAUUCUAGGCAUCCAGCACUGUUUGACUGCAUUUGGAGGUAUCAUCGCCAUCCCGUUAAUCUUGUCUCAGGGGUUGUGUCUGCAACAUGACGGCCUCACACAAAGCCACCUCAUCAGUACAAUCUUCUUCGUCUCUGGCAUUUGCACUCUGUUGCAAGUUACUUUUGGCAUCAGGCUGCCCAUCCUUCAAGGUGGCACAUUCACAUUGUUAGCCCCCUCAAUGGCAAUGCUGUCCAUGCCAGAGUGGACAUGCCCUGCUUGGACCCAGAAUGCAAGCCUAGUCAACACCACCUCCACAGAAUUCACAGAUGUGUGGCAGAGUCGAAUGAGAGCACUCCAGGGGUCCAUCAUGGUGGGCUCGCUCUUCCAGGUGUUUAUUGGGUUCUCCGGCCUCAUCGGCCUCUUCAUGCGCUUCAUUGGACCUCUCACCAUCGCUCCCACCAUCUCUCUCAUUGGACUGUCCCUGUUUGACUCAGCUGGAAUGAGUGCUGGAAACCACUGGGGCAUCUCUUCCAUGACCACUGCACUGAUUAUCCUGUUCUCACAGUACCUCCGUCACAUACCUGUGCCCUUUCCUACGUACAGCAAGGACAAAAAACUGCACACCUCCCGUGUAUAUGUAUUUCAGAUUCUCCCUGUUUUGCUUGGAAUCACUUUAUCUUGGCUCAUCUGUUACAUUUUGACAACCUACAAUGUGCUACCUGCUGAACCAGACCAGUAUGGUUAUCUGGCACGAACUGAUCUAAAGGGAGAUGUUAUGAGCCAAGCUCCCUGGUUCAGUUUCCCAUACCCAGGUCAGUGGGGGAUACCGACUGUGAGCCUGGCAGGAGUGGUUGGCAUCCUCGCUGGUGUGAUUUCUUCCAUGAUAGAGUCUGUAGGGGACUACCAUGCUUGUGCCAGGCUGUCUGGAGCUCCACCUCCCCCUAAACAUGCCAUCAACAGGGGUAUUGGUAUUGAGGGAAUAGGCUGUCUGCUGGCUGGAGCCUGGGGUACAGGCAAUGGUACCACCUCAUACAGCGAGAACGUUGGCGCUCUUGGAAUCACAAAGGUUGGCAGUCGCAUGGUGAUAGUAGCCAGUGGAGUGUUGAUGGUUGUCAUGGGUGUGUUUGGUAAAGUGGGCGCUAUAUUCACCACUAUCCCAUCACCUGUGAUAGGAGGGAUGUUCAUGGUUAUGUUUGGUGUCAUCUCUGCAGCGGGGGUUUCUAAUCUGCAGUACGCAGAUAUGAAUUCGUCUCGAAACAUCUUUAUUUUUGGCUUCUCCAUGUUCUCUGGUCUGGUCAUUCCUAACUGGAUAUUAAAGAACCCCAAAGCUAUUGCCACAGGUGUAGUAGAACUUGACCAGGUGCUGCAGGUACUUCUGACAACCAGUAUGUUUGUAGGAGGCUUCUUCGGCUUCUUACUUGACAACACCAUUCCAGGAUCAAAGCAUGAGCGAGGCAUCCUCGCCUGGAACAAGGCUCACGAGGACGACUCCAGCAACACACUGGAGAGUGGAGAAGUCUAUGACCUUCCCUUUGGCAUCAGCUCUUACUUGUCUUCCUCUUCCUGGAUCCGGUACAUACCGUUCUGCCCUCCUGGCACGCCCAACUCUCUGGAUGGAUGCGGAGUAGAUGCAAAAUCCCUGGAGCCUAAGCAGCCACUGGGACACCCGGAGCCUGCACAGAUCAUUGUCGGAGUCGCUCUGUUUCUCUGUUAUCAGUCUUUGAGUGUGAUCACACCCAGGUGCUAGG